GGGACCCGCGGCGGGCGGGGCGGGAGCCCGGAGGACCCUCGGCGCGCACUUCGGCGGCGCCCAGGCGGUGCUCGCAACUCCUCCGGGCGGUUAAGGGCACAGGACGCGCCGGGGCCGUCCCUCGCCGCCUGGUCGCUUCUCAGGCUGGUCUUUGUCUCCCCACCGCUCGGCCCCUGACAUCUCACCGUGCGGCGUGCCGAGGGAAUCUGGAAAAGUUGCAAGCAAAACAUCAGUUUUCCAAGAAAAGUCUGGGUAACAGAAGUUCUGGAUAACAGGGCAAACCAGUUGAUUCAUCAUGAGUUGGAGCUUCCUGACUCGCCUGCUAGAGGAGAUCCACAACCACUCCACAUUUGUGGGGAAGAUCUGGCUCACUGUUUUGAUUGUCUUCCGGAUUGUCCUUACAGCUGUAGGAGGAGAGUCUAUCUAUUAUGACGAGCAAAGCAAAUUUGUGUGCAACACAGAGCAGCCAGGCUGCGAAAAUGUCUGCUAUGAUGCCUUUGCACCCCUCUCGCAUGUGCGCUUCUGGGUGUUCCAGAUCAUCCUGGUGGCAACUCCCUCAGUGAUGUAUCUGGGCUAUGCCAUUCAUAAGAUUGCCAAAAUGGAGCAUGGUGAAGCAGACAAGAAGGCAGCCAGGGGCAAACCCUAUGGAAUGCGUUGGAAACAGCACCGGGCUCUGGAAGAAACAGAAGAGGACCAUGAAGAGGAUCCCAUGAUGUACCCAGAAAUGGAAUUAGAAAGUGAAAAAGAAAAUAAAGAGCAGAGCCAGCCUAAACCCAAGCAUGAUGGCCGACGGCGGAUUCGGGAGGAUGGGCUCAUGAAAAUCUAUGUGUUGCAAUUAUUGGCAAGGACCAUGUUUGAGGUGGGUUUUCUGAUAGGGCAAUAUUUUCUGUAUGGCUUCCAAGUCCACCCAUCUUAUGUGUGCAGCAGAUUUCCUUGCCCACAUAAGAUAGACUGCUUUAUUUCAAGACCUACUGAAAAGACCAUCUUCCUUCUGAUAAUGUAUGGUGUUACGGGCCUUUGCCUAUUGCUUAACAUUUGGGAGAUGCUUCAUUUAGGAUUUGGGACCAUUCGAGACUCACUAAACAAUAAAAGGCGGGAACCUGAAGAUCCGGGUGCUUACAAUUAUCCUUUUACUUGGAAUACACCAUCUGCUCCUCCUGGCUAUAACAUUGCCGUCAAACCAGAUCAAAUCCAGUACACUGAACUGUCUAAUGCCAAGAUCGCCUACAAGCAAAACAAAGCCAACAUCGCCCAGGAACAGCAGUAUUGCAACCAUGAGGAGAAUCUCCCAGCUGAUCUAGAGACUCUGCAGCGGGAGAUCAGAAUGGCUCAGGAACGCUUGGAUCUAGCAAUCCAGGCCUAUAGUCACCAAAACAACCCCCAUGGUCCCCGGGAAAAAAAAGCCAAGGUGGGGUCCAAAGCUGGGUCCAACAAAAGCAGUGCCAGUAGCAGAUCAGGAGAUGGGAAGACCUCUGUCUGGAUUUAAUCUUGGCUGGACUUAAAACUUGUGCUUUUCAUACUUGAUGAGCCUGAAGGAAGAAUAGUGGCUUUGCCAGCGGAAAGGUUGGAGAUUUGAGAGUGAUGGAAAGGGAAGGAGUCAAGCAGAAAUGCCAGGGAAAGCCAGGCAAAGACAUUUGGUCCCAGAAGCAUCCACUUAGUUUCGACAUACAGUGCCCCUGGUGUUUCGUCUUGGCCUGUUGUGAUGAGAAUGUUAUCUUUUGUGUCUGGAUGAUUCUUCAACUUCCUAAAGUAUAAAGUAAGUCUAAGUCACCUCCCCAUGUGUGCACACACUGUUUUUUACAUCUGUUUUUUAUUUUCUGGGUAAAUUUUUAAUUAUGACAUAAUUUUCCCAUUUCUCACAGCACUUAGUACAUUUCUUUCAGCCUGUGAACAUAUAUAAUUACAUGUUGUGGACCUACGUUAAGCAAAUGGCUCUGUCAGUGUCCCGCUUAACCCAUUGAACACUGAAUCUGUAAAAUAUUGUUCUGGUUAUUUUUCUGGAACUUACAGGGAUUUGUGUAAAAACCUGUCAGCAUUUUUUUUUUCCCCCUAUCAAAAUCACUCAUUGUUUUGAAUCGCCUUAUAAGACAUGCUCUUCCAUGGGACAUUUGCUUCUCCUCUAAACAGAAUUUGAGUGUUUAGUCCUUCAUAUUGCUAGAAUCAGGAAAUGAUCAAGAUUGUGUUUGUGUUCUUUAAUAUACUGUUGGAUUUAUUCUAAUACAGUAUGGCACUUUCUUUUAUUGAUCUAUUAUUCAGAAGAGAUUUGUAGAAAGAAUAGGCUUUCUUAUUUCAAAUUACAUACAGUUCUCCCCAAUGAAGUGUUAAUGUUCAUUUUGUGGCUUUGUUGUUACUUAUGACUUCGUUUCACCUGUUUCUAAUUUGUUCAUUUAAAACCACAAGUUUAUUUCA
This is a messenger RNA of Choloepus didactylus (southern two-toed sloth), 2409 nucleotides long. RefSeq names its product gap junction protein gamma 1 (gene GJC1). Bases 296 to 1486 code for a protein of 396 amino acids. Gene Ontology annotation, cellular component: connexin complex. The transcript has 4 exons. NCBI's taxonomy places the organism in Eukaryota, Metazoa, Chordata, Mammalia, Pilosa, Megalonychidae. The record is from RefSeq and is a predicted model, not a curated record. Gene Ontology annotation, biological process: cell communication.